GACGCAGGACUAGCAGCAUUGUGCGGCUAACUUGUCGCCGCUCGCCGUGUAACACCAUCAUACGGUGAUUCAUCAUUCUCUGCCGACGGUGACGCGCGUCUUCGACGUGACAAGAGCCAGAGGAUAGACACUUGACCUGAAAAUUAAGCUAAUCGCGACCUGUCAACGUCGUUUUCGAAUCGAUUUCCAGCCCGGGAGCGGUCGGUCUCUAUCUCCGUCGCCGUUGAGGAGUGGCGUGCGUGGCGAUCUUGCCAACUGUUUCCGGUAGCGGGGCGCCUCACCGCAAGGUGACGUUUGCGGGAUCGUCGUCCCUGAGGUGUAUUCUUCAACGGAGAUCUCUGUCUACAGGAAGGAGAGUAUAAAAGGCUGCGGACAUCAGUCCGACAGAACAUUUGUUUUACAUCAACGUCUGCCACGAGGCUAAACGGUUUACCGCGUUCUCGUGCUCGUUUCUCACCGAGGGAGGCAGAAAGAACAAGAAAGACAAGCAGAGGGAAAAAAGAGGAGCAGGAAAAAUGGGUCUCACGAUCAGCAGUCUGCUCACCCGGCUGUUUGGCAAGAAGCAGAUGCGAAUACUGAUGGUGGGCCUGGACGCUGCCGGCAAGACCACUAUCCUGUACAAGCUGAAGUUGGGUGAGAUCGUUACCACCAUACCUACCAUCGGCUUCAAUGUGGAGACAGUAGAGUACAGGAACAUUUGCUUCACUGUGUGGGACGUGGGUGGCCAAGACAAGAUCAGACCUCUUUGGAGGCACUACUUCCAGAACACCCAGGGUCUCAUCUAUGUGGUGGACAGCAAUGACCGUGAACGCAUUGCUGAGGCAGAGCGUGAGCUAGCGAAUAUGCUGAAGGAAGAUGAGCUGCGUGAUGCAGUGCUGUUGGUGUUUGCCAACAAACAAGACCUGCCCAAUGCCAUGUCUGCUGCUGAACUCACCGACAAGCUUGGCUUGAACUCGCUACGUGGCCGCCACUGGUACAUACAAAGCACCUGCGCCACCCAAGGACACGGCCUCUACGAGGGUUUGGACUGGUUGAGUAACGAGUUGGCCAAAAAGUGAUAAUGUCUCAUCACAACCAUUAUUCUUAAGGACAACUUCUCAUUCAUCCGAGCAUGGACGUAGAGAGCGAACGGAGAUUCACUCGGUUUCCAUCUUUGUCAAAUUGUAUGUCGAUUAACGUCCGACACGCGUACAAUUUGCCGCCGCCGCCGCCGCGGUGACUGCGAUCAUUCACGCGAGUCGAUGCGAAAACGAGCAGCCACACAGCCUUGCUCGACCGCUUCUUUCUUUUCCCUGUCUCUCGUAUACCAUAAUAGGUCUGUCCGCUUUCGAAAAAUUCCUAACCAGUGCACAUUAGUGCAAUUUAAAGUAUACUUGAAAGAAAGUAUACUUGUUUCAUAUACUUGUUUCGUAACUUAUUGCACCAGAAGUUCUUCGAAAACAAACAGACCUAAUAGCUACAUACAGCAGAGAAAAUUGCAAUUUUGCAAUUGUUGUAAAAUUGUUUAAAUGUGACUGAUACUCGUCCUGAAAUUCAACCAAGAUUAAGAGCACACGCUGAUAAAAUUCAUUAAUUUUACAACAGUUGCAAAGUAGCUUUCUCUACUGAACGCAAUGAUUCACACUUUUCGUGAUCCGCGAGCGCACGCUAUUGCGCUCUCGUUUCGUAGAAAAGAAGGUGGGAAUCGUUACGUUAUAACCAGGUAUUCUUACAUCAUCUACAGGAACUGUACAUAGUUCUAGGUUUCUUCGAAUAUAUUUCUUUGCUCAUUGAAUUCCUGAUUUCUGUUGGUUGUCAGUUUAGUAAAUGACGAAGCGCCACUUCUGUCGGCCACGAAAGAUCUAUUUAUUAUUUAUGCGUUGUUAUUGCACGAAGAACCGGAGCUGAAUGAACACGAUACAUUCGUUGUCCACUGCUCUACGUCCGUGCUACUCUCAUCGGGAAUGACAUACUAUGUGAUGUUACACGCGCAGGUCGUUUACACUGUCUUGUUCUUCGAAUAAAUAAGUGAAUUUCGAGAUAAGUAAAACGUUAGCUGGUAAGACUUGUACGAAUAAGUAUUUGAUUAUUAACUUUAAUAUCUUUCAAAGGAAAUACAAAAACUUAACCGAA
Odontomachus brunneus is the source of this 2112-nucleotide messenger RNA. RefSeq names its product ADP-ribosylation factor 2 (gene Arf102F). Gene Ontology annotation, cellular component: plasma membrane; cytoplasm. The record is from RefSeq and is a predicted model, not a curated record. The coding region runs from base 516 to 1058 and encodes 180 amino acids. Gene Ontology annotation, biological process: intracellular protein transport; vesicle-mediated transport. The transcript is spliced from 2 exons. Lineage: Eukaryota; Metazoa; Arthropoda; Insecta; Hymenoptera; Formicidae. Gene Ontology annotation, molecular function: GTP binding; GTPase activity.